UGUUACCGGGGUUCUGGAGCUCUUGGACCGAAUGGAACUUUUCACUGCCUCUUCUUGCUGCUGACUGUGUCCCUGGACAAGAAAAAAAGGCUUCGCAGGCAGAAGAGGCGCAGGGGAGGUGGAGAAAGAGGUGGAGGAAGAGGACGAGGAGGAAGAGGAGGAGGAAGCCUAAGGGGCCCGGCGCGGGUGUGUGCAUGUGUGCAUGCGUGUGUGAGUGCAUGUGUGUGAGUGCCACCGCUGCCCAGGACCCCCGGCCCCGAAGGUGUUGGCUGAAAUAUGGAGAAUAGUCUUGGAUGUGUUUGGGUACCCAAGCUGGCUUUUGUACUCUUCGGAGCUUUCUUGCUCAGCGCGCAUCUCCAAGUCACGGGUUUCCAAAUUAAACCUUUCACAUCACUUCAUUUUGUGUCUGAACCUUCUGAUGCUGUCACAAUGCGGGGAGGAAAUGUCCUGCUCAACUGCUCUGCAGAGUCUGACCGAGGAGUUCCAGUCAUCAAGUGGAAGAAAGAUGGCCUCAUCCUAGCCUUGGGCAUGGAUGACAGAAAGCAGCAACUUCCUAAUGGGUCUCUGUUGAUACAAAACAUCCUUCAUUCCAGACACCAUAAGCCAGAUGAAGGACUUUACCAGUGUGAAGCAGCCUUAGGAGAUUCUGGCUCAAUUAUUAGUCGGACAGCAAAAGUUACGGUAGCAGGACCACUGAGGUUCCUUUCCCAGACAGAAUCAAUCACUGCCUUCAUGGGAGAUACAGUGUUACUUAAGUGUGAAGUCAUUGGGGAGCCCAUGCCAACAAUACACUGGCAGAAAAAUCAACAAGACCUCAAUCCAAUCCCAGGAGACUCACGUGUGGUCGUCUUGCCCUCUGGAGCAUUGCAGAUCAGCCGACUUCAACCUGGAGACAGUGGAGUCUACAGAUGCUCAGCUCGGAAUCCAGGCAGCACAAGAACAGGAAAUGAAGCAGAAGUUAGAAUUUUAUCAGACCCAGGCCUGCAUAGGCAGCUGUAUUUUCUGCAGAGACCAUCCAACGUAAUAGCCAUGGAAGGGAAAGAUGCUGUCCUGGAGUGCUGUGUUUCUGGCUAUCCUCCACCAAGUUUCACCUGGUUAAGAGGCGAGGAGGUCAUUCAACUCAGGUCUAAAAAGUAUUCAUUGUUGGGUGGAAGCAAUUUGCUCAUCUCUAAUGUGACAGAUGAUGACAGUGGAACCUAUACUUGCGUUGUCACAUAUAAGAAUGAGAAUAUUAGUGCCUCUGCAGAGCUCACGGUCUUGGUUCCACCCUGGUUUUUAAAUCACCCUUCCAACCUCUACGCCUAUGAAAGCAUGGAUAUUGAGUUUGAAUGUGCAGUUUCGGGGAAGCCUGUGCCUACUGUGAACUGGAUGAAGAAUGGAGAUGUGGUGAUUCCUAGUGAUUAUUUUCAGAUAGUGGGAGGAAGCAACUUACGGAUCCUUGGGGUGGUAAAGUCAGAUGAAGGCUUUUAUCAAUGUGUGGCUGAAAAUGAGGCUGGCAAUGCACAAAGUAGUGCCCAGCUGAUUGUCCCGAAGCCUGCCAUCCCAAGCUCCAGCAUCCUCCCUUCUGCUCCCAGAGAUGUGGUCCCUGUCUUGGUUUCUAGUCGCUUUGUCCGUUUGAGCUGGCGUCCACCUGCAGAAGCAAAAGGGAACAUUCAAACCUACACAGUCUUUUUCUCCAGAGAGGGUGACAACAGGGAGCGAGCUUUGAAUACAACCCAGCCUGGGUCCCUUCAGCUUACCGUGGGAAACUUGAAACCAGAAGCCAUGUACACCUUCAGAGUUGUUGCCUACAAUGAGUGGGGACCAGGGGAGAGUUCUCAACCCAUCAAGGUGGCCACUCAGCCUGAGUUGCAAGUUCCAGGGCCAGUAGAAAACCUGCAUGCUGUAUCUACCUCACCUACCUCAAUUCUUAUUACUUGGGAACCCCCUGCCUAUGCAAAUGGACCAGUUCAAGGUUACAGACUGUUCUGCACUGAGGUAUCUACAGGAAAAGAACAGAAUAUAGAGGUUGAUGGACUAUCUUAUAAACUGGAAGGCCUGAAAAAAUUCACAGAAUAUACUCUUCGAUUCCUAGCUUAUAAUCGUUAUGGGCCAGGAGUAUCUACUGAUGAUAUAACAGUUGUUACACUUUCAGAUGUGCCAAGUGCUCCACCUCAGAACAUCUCACUGGAAGUGGUUAAUUCAAGGAGUAUCAAAGUAAGCUGGCUCCCUCCUCCAUCGGGAACCCAAAAUGGAUUUAUUACUGGCUAUAAAAUUCGACAUAGAAAGACUACCCGCAGGGGUGAGACGGAAACACUGGAACCAAAUAACCUCUGGUACCUCUUCACAGGAUUGGAGAAAGGGAGUCAGUACAGUUUCCAAGUGUCAGCCAUGACUGUCAAUGGUACUGGGCCACCUUCCAACUGGUACACAGCGGAGACCCCGGAGAAUGACUUAGAUGAGUCUCAAGUCCCUGACCAGCCGAGUUCUCUUCAUGUGAGGCCACAGACAAACUGCAUCAUCAUGAGUUGGACUCCUCCUCUCAACCCAAACAUCGUGGUGAGAGGCUAUAUUAUUGGCUAUGGGGUUGGCAGUCCUUAUGCUGAGACAGUGCGUGUGGACAGUAAGCAGCGGUACUAUUCCAUCGAGAGACUCGAGUCAAGUUCUCAUUAUGUAAUCUCCUUAAAAGCUUUCAACAAUGCUGGAGAAGGUGUCCCGCUCUAUGAAAGUGCCACCACCCGUUCUAUCACAGAUCCCACUGACCCCGUUGAUUAUUAUCCUUUGCUUGAUGAUUUCCCCACCUCGGGCCCAGAUGUCUCCACCCCCAUGCUCCCACCAGUAGGUGUACAGGCUGUGGCUCUUACCCAUGAGGCUGUGAGGGUCAGCUGGGCAGACAACUCUGUCCCGAAGAACCAGAAAACAUCCGAUAUGCGACUUUACACUGUUCGGUGGAGGACCAGCUUUUCUGCCAGUGCCAAGUACAAGUCAGAAGACACAACAUCACUCAGUUACACAGCGACUGGCCUCAAGCCAAACACAAUGUAUGAGUUCUCAGUCAUGGUGACCAAGAACAGAAGGUCAAGCACAUGGAGCAUGACCGCACACGCCACCACCUACGAAGCUGCCCCAACUUCUGCUCCCAAGGAUCUGACAGUCAUUACUCGAGAAGGGAAGCCUCGUGCUGUCAUUGUGAGUUGGCAGCCUCCCUUGGAAGCCAAUGGGAAAAUCACUGCUUACAUCUUGUUUUAUACCUUGGACAAGAAUGUACCAAUAGAUGACUGGAUGAUGGAAACCAUCAGCGGAGACCGGCUCACCCAUCAGAUCAUGGACCUCAGCCUCGACACUAUGUAUUACUUUAGAAUUCAAGCACGGAAUGCGAAAGGCGUGGGGCCCCUCUCAGACCCCAUCCUCUUCAGGACUCUGAAAGUGGAACACCCUGACAAAAUGGCUAAUGACCAAGGUCGUCAUGGCGAUGGAGGUUAUUGGCCAGUUGAUACUAACUUGAUUGAUAGAAGCACUCUCAAUGAACCACCCAUUGGACAGAUGCAUCCCCCUCAUGGCAGUGUAACUCCUCAGAAGAACAGCAACCUGCUUGUGAUAACUGUGGUCACCGUUGGUGUUCUCACUGUGUUGGUUGUGGUGAUUGUUGCAGUGAUUUGCACCCGUCGCUCUUCAGCCCAGCAGAGGAAGAAACGGGCCACGCACAGUGUGAGCAAGCGGAAGGGCAGUCAGAAGGACCUCCGGCCUCCCGAUCUUUGGAUACAUCAUGAAGAAAUGGAAAUGAAAAAUAUCGAGAAGCCUGCGGGAACUGACCCUGCAGGAAGAGACUCCCCCAUCCAGAGCUGCCAAGAUCUCACACCAGUCAGCCACAGCCAGUCAGAAACCCAGAUGGGAAGCAAAAGUGGCUCCCAUUCAGGUCAAGACACCGAGGAAGCAGGGAGCUCCAUGUCCACUCUGGAGAGGUCCCUCGCAGCACGCCGGGCCACCAGGGCCAAGCUCAUGAUUCCCAUGGAGGCCCAGGCCAAUAAUCCUGCUGUUGUGAGUGCCAUCCCUGUACCAACACUAGAAAGUGCCCAGUAUCCAGGAAUCCUCCCAUCUCCCACAUGUGGAUACCCGCAUCCACAGUUCACUCUCCGGCCAGUACCAUUCCCAACACUGUCUGUGGACCGAGGUUUUGGAGCAGGAAGAACUCAGUCUAUGAGUGAAGGACCGACCACGCAACAGCAACCCAUGCUGCCCCCAGCUCAGCCUGAACAUCCCAGCAGCGAAGAAGCACCCAGCAGAACCAUCCCCACAGCCUGUGUGCGGCCAACUCAUCCACUCCGCAGCUUUGCGAACCCUUUGCUACCUCCACCAAUGAGUGCAAUAGAACCAAAAGUCCCUUACACACCGCUUUUGUCUCAGCCAGGACCUACCCUUCCCAAGACUCAUGUUAAAACGGCCUCCCUUGGGCUAGCUGGAAAGGCAAGGUCCCCCUUGCUUCCUGUGUCUGUGCCAACAGCCCCUGAAGUAUCUGAAGAGAGUCACAAGCCAACCGAGGAUCCAGCCAGUGUAUAUGAACAGGAUGAUUUGAGUGAACAGAUGGCAAGUCUGGAAGGGCUAAUGAAACAACUCAACGCCAUCACAGGCUCCGCCUUUUGACACGCAUUGCCAAAUUGUUGAGUUCUUCUGGGAACUUUACAGCAUACCAAUUAUCCAUAAACAGCACACCUGUGUCCAAAAACUCUAACCAGUGUACAGGUCAACCAUCUGGACCAUUCAGUUAAGAAACAUCUGAAGCACUUCAGAAGAAAUCAGCAUCCCAUCCUAUAUGGACAUCAGGAAUUAUACAACGAUGGUCAUGAGGUCCCGAAGAUGCAUCUUCACUGCAAAGUCAAGGUUGAAGCUGCUAGCAUAGUUCUGGGUCUUUGUCACUGCAGGGACCAUGGUGUCAUAACUAAUGCCUACAUUUUCCUUCAGUGAAACCUUUCAUUUUCUAUGUAGGUCUAGUCUCACAAGUGCAUUAUUUCAGCCUGUACCAUGCCAUAGCAAAUCAAUACAAACAAACUAUUUUUUUUCAACUACAGAGCAUCCAUGGUAACUCUCCCACUCCACAGCACCAAAGGAUUAGAUGUUUUCCUGACAACAACAUAAAAAGUAAAUAAGUGAAUAAGCAAAUGGCAGUGAAUGCUUGUUUAUAGCUCAAUCAUUCCAUCUCACACAAGUGACAGAUGUUAGUGAGUGGGUAUAAACUUUUUACCAAUUUUAGCAAUUUGUAAAUCCAUCUUUGAUUAACGUUUAUGUAUAGCGAGUAGAAACUUAAAAAUCCUCAACUGAUGGCAUCCUGCCAGCAACAACACCUUUCUAGAAGGAGAAUACAAUAUGCAAUCUUCUCAGACACAUAGUGAUUGUGUACUUGAGCUUGUCAUAAGACAUUUUUCGAUUUCAGUGGCUUCUAUGCCAUCCCACACUGUGAUAGCCUGUCUGGGUUUCACUAAGGCUUCUUCUUCAGGAGUUUGGCCAGAAGAACUCCACCAUCCUCCAUCCCCAAGCAUUCCCCUACUUCUCCUGGGCAAGUAGCCUUAGAUAAAAUGGCAAAUUCCAUGCGUCAUAUAUCCUGUGUCCCCAAUAUCCCUCUGUGGAGAUAGUAGACUUCCUAAGAGCAAGCUCAAAAGAAAGAAAAGGAGCAUGAAAAACCAUAUCCCAAGGCUCCUUUUCAUGAGUUGAUGUCACUUCCACCAAUAGCAUCUUCACUGAGCUGUGCCAGGCAACAUUGACAGAUGUUGACCACAGGUUCUGUUGGCAAGGCAACCUUCCAUCCCAUGCCUAAGACAGAGUCAGGGAGGAGAGAGGGUUGGACGCCACUUCACAUCUACACAUCAUAACUCCUGUAGGUAUUUUUUCAAAGCAGCAUCUUAAACUGUGGACUAGAAUUCUAAACUUCUAUUGCCAUGUAUCUACAGCUUGAAACUAGCUGAAUAUAAGAACAUUCUGUGCAUUCCCUUUUAGUCCAUGAAUUUUCAGCUGUAUUUGGAGUUAAUCCCUAUUUAUGCAGCUGAGUCUCCAAAAGGGAACUAGUUUGCAUAUUUAUCAGUUAGGUGACUUGAAAACGCAAUGAGAGUUUCAGCUGAAUUCUUCCUUUCAGCUCUGCCUUUGAUUUCAAGCUUGAGUAGGUCAUAAUUUUAAAAGAGCAUGGCAAGGAUCGGAUCUUUACAACCUAAUAGCUCCUUUUAUUAGGUGAGUAAUUAUAUAUGAAUCCCUGAAUGAAAUAUUUUGAGCAAAAUGGCACUGUAACAGAAAUAAUAAUUCAGAUUAUUUUUUUACAGUUUUAUGUCGGGAAGGAAAUCUGAUGUCAAAGAGAGGGCUUGUUCAAAUGGUUCAUUAGAAAGUCUGGUCCAUUUGCAAAUGUUUCCUUCAAUAAGAGUGCUUGUUCAAUUUACUGAGACUUUUUUUUUCUGGAAGUACUUUCGAAGAACUAUGUGAUAUUAUUCAAUGGGACAGAAUGCUUUGGUUUGAUAUUUGGGCACUGAGGUAGACAACCGACACCCAACUGACCUGAAAUAAAGCAUUUCUCAACAUCAAAGAAUACUUUAAAAAUAAUCCACUACUUCAAACUGGAAAAUGGUUAUUGAACUUCUAGAAUGCAUUCCUCUGUCUAGUAUUUUUGGAAAAGGAAAAAAAGAAACAACACUUUUCAGAAGGCAUUUGAUAUGCAUGAGAGUCAACUCAAGUUUUGGGUUGGGGUGUGCUACAAACCUCAGAUUUCAAAUUUCAGGGAAUGAGUUAAAAUGAAAGCUGUUCUGUAAACUCUAAUUGGAACGUCAAGACAACCAGAAAUUUUACAAAACUCGAGGCUUUUUCAACCUGUCAAUGAUGUCAGAAAACAUGAUCUUUAAAAGUCAUUGAAAGUAUGCUCUCUAUUUUUAAUCAUUUAUAGCUCUUCCACACCCCUUGAAAAUUUCAGUUAACAAAUAUAACAGUUUAUUUUAGCAGUUGGUGAUUCUAAUAAGUCAUAUUGUCAUGCUUUGACUAUAGUGGAACCAUUUACAUAUUCUCAGGAGACUGUUUUCAUUAGUUCAGUGAUUUUAACAUACAAUUAGUUCAACACAGCUUCUGCAGAGCUCUUGUUCCCAUAAUCUUUCCAGCGAGUCAGACAUGUACAGUAAAAUUACCCAGGGUUCUAGAGAACAUGUGAAUUCCUAUGUCUGUGACUGGUGUGAGGCAGCCUGACUUACUCUAGCUUAUGAGUCUAGCUCAUUCCAUAAAGGACCCUUUAAACUUAAAAAACUCUUUGAGCCCCAUAGGGCAAAGCUGAACAGGCAUCCAGCAUCUCUGCCAAACCGAGUCAGUUCUCUGGGAAUGGGAAAAAAACAUCAAACUUGGCAGGAGGACACAGGUUUUUAUACACUUGCAUUUAUACAAAUGCAAAGCAAGAGCCUUCUUUUAAGAACUUUGCUAUUUUUUUUCUAUUUCAUUUUGAUAAGAAAGUAAUUUUCACUCCUCCAGAAAUUUCUGUAUUUGUUUAAACUGACAAAAAUAAAGAGGGCUCAGAAUAUAUUCAAAACAUUUGUAUAAUGCUCUAGUCAAAAGUUAAGCAUUUCUUAGUGCUUAUAGCUGCCUAUAUAAUAGACCCAUAAUCUUUAGAAUAUUUAAAUAAUAAAACUUUAUAUUUGGCUACUAUUAAAUACAUACUCAGUUCAAGAACACAGAAAUAAAAAAAAUUAAACCAAUGAUAUAAGAAACAGACUUAUUUAGGGCAUUCUUUUAGAGAUUGGAUGUAAUAGUAGUUGGGGUUCCUUCAAAAUAAAGAUUGUUUAAGAGGAGGGCAUGUGCUCCACACUCUGCGAAGGUGGCGUUUACAAGGGGAGAUUCCAGACAUUUUUAUGUCAAAGCUUGUCCCUCACUGGCUUUCCCAUGAAACAGCUUCUCAAGCACAGGUCUUUCCAAGAUAGCCUCAGAGUGUUCUCAGACACGACAGCCGAAACUUCCCUCUCAGUGAGAAGCAUCUCCCAACUUUGUAUAAAGCAUAUCUUAAAGUCACCUACCAGUGGGGCACAGUGUCUCAGACAUGGUAGAUGCACAGUAAGUCUCACAAAAAGUUACUUCUUAAGAAGCUUCCUACCAUUUUACAUAAAAUCUUAUCUUGGGUUCUAGAAGUUUUGGAAUGCUUAUUUCCAGUGAGGGAAGCAAAGGAAAAUGGAAAACUCCCAAGUCUUGGCUGAAUUUAACAAAAUAAAAUAAUGUGAACUUCAAAAAGACACAGAUCCAUAAUAUAGAAUCUGUAUAUUCUCCCUUUCUUAUCUAGUUCUUUUUAUGCAACCAGAGGCUAUAUCCAAGGCCAAAGUUUAGCACCAUGCCUUCAUAUACAUGGGUUUAUCUUCUUACUGUGAUUUCAAGAAUUAAAGAGCCCAGGGCACUGUGGAUCCCCAGAAGCUACCACACACACAAAUACAAACUUCCUUUUCUAAACUCAAAUUCAAAGCAUCAUCUUCAUAAUUUGUAUUCAUCUUAUGAUUUUCAAAAAUCAUUUAAAUAUUACCCAGACAAGCUUUGGACUUUAGUAUUUUUAAAGUCAUUUGGAUACUUGAGAAAAUCAGAUAGGUGAAAUACCCCAUCUAACCAAAUAUAUAUGUCCCCAGGCCUCAUUCUACCUUGUUAGUCAUAUAACUGCUUCCAAAAAGAUUUGAUUUGUAACAGAAAUGCUAUUAUUUCUUGUCAGUGACGUUAAAUAGGAGACAAUGCCUUGCCCAUCUCAGCAAAUGAACAUAACUUCUGAUCUGGUCCACCCUUCUGCCAUUGGAUAACUCUUCACUGGGAAGACUUCCAGCAACACAGCAACUCUGAAGGGUGUUUUUCUCUUGCUCUCAGCUUUGUGCUUUACCAUCUUAUGAUUUUUAUUUAUUUUUUAUUUUUUUUGGUUGAUAGGAGAGCAACAGCAAAAACUGUGUAAGAAAUAGCAAACACAGAGCCAUGGGCCAAGGGAUCUCACUGUGUGUUCGAUGUGUAUUUUCAGAGGCAAGAAAGGAAUGUUGGUGAGGAGGAAAAGUGUGUUUUUUAUUAUUGUAGGGUAAA
Messenger RNA from Apodemus sylvaticus (European woodmouse), 9030 nucleotides. It is a transcript of the gene Dcc, whose product is annotated as DCC netrin 1 receptor. Lineage: Eukaryota; Metazoa; Chordata; Mammalia; Rodentia; Muridae. Gene Ontology annotation, cellular component: membrane. The record is from RefSeq and is a predicted model, not a curated record. The coding region runs from base 277 to 4620 and encodes 1447 amino acids. Gene Ontology annotation, biological process: cell-cell adhesion. The transcript has 29 exons. Gene Ontology annotation, molecular function: protein binding.